Molecule: messenger RNA, 2760 nt
Organism: Nothobranchius furzeri (turquoise killifish)
Lineage: Eukaryota; Metazoa; Chordata; Actinopteri; Cyprinodontiformes; Nothobranchiidae
Gene: fgf21
Product: fibroblast growth factor 21
Biological process (GO): positive regulation of cell population proliferation; animal organ morphogenesis; fibroblast growth factor receptor signaling pathway
Cellular component (GO): cytoplasm
Molecular function (GO): fibroblast growth factor receptor binding; growth factor activity
Source: RefSeq, a predicted model, not a curated record
UUUUGCCGUCCAUCAUGGCGAAGGGGGCGGUCACAUGAGUGGCGUGACAUCACGUGCAAAGGGUCAAUAGCAAGAGGUUAGAGGUUCAAUGUCGGUGAAAUGUGUGUUUUACCGCGGGUGUCGGAAACCAAUGCUCUGGCGCAGCGCGUCACCUCCCGAUGCGUCGGAAACAAAUGCUUGGUCACCCAGCGCCAUUCUUCAAUGCUUUGGGUGUGAGAACGUGUCAUCAAAUGCAUACAGCUGAGGUGGUUAAUUUUCCAGGCAUGUCCUACUGGAACAAGCCCUUAGAACAGACUGAACCCUCAUGAAGGGAUUGUAUGUCCUCUUUGAUUUGGGAAUGCCACUGAGGUAAAGAGUUAAUGAGGAAAGGGAUGUGAACCCUUUCACCUCCCGACCAUGGAAAAGAGGGGAAAAUGGAUGGAAUGGAAGCUACUACACGCAGAACCCUGAGGAUGAGUGGGAUCCUCUAUCACUUUCAUCAGGAUUUCACAGGAUUUCCCACUCCAGCUGGGGUCACUGGUCAGCUACUCUCCUGCUAGUGAGAGGGUGUCACACUCUAAUCAGCUAAUGAAUCCAGAACACCUGCAAAGGGUUCCUGAGCCUUUCGAUGGUCUCUCAGUCUAAGCUGGAUUACUGACCUAAAUGGACUUCAGCAUAUUGUUUCCAGUUUCACCUGUAACACCACAUCAGUGGGUGUUUUUGAUCUAAAAUCACUGAAAAAGCUUGUUGUGGUCCACUCAGCGUGGUGAAGCUGGUGAUGCAACCUCUCAGCGUGUUGCUGCUGGACUUUAGGCAGCGGUGAGUUUCCUGUGUGACGUGUACGACCUGCACAGCUGCAGUCAUGUAAACACACUCUCUGCCUUAUAAAUCAGUUUCACCCACUCCUUCCUUUCUUCUCCUCUCGCAAACAGUCACACGUCAAAUAAGAUAAACACCAUAAAGUCCCAAAACACAGAGCAUCACUUCCUGGAAAAUGAUUUGAAAUUUUGUGUUUUAGAUGACUGAGAUUGAUGUGCUUGUGUUGCACGUUCAAUCACUGCUCUGGAAGUCGCCCGCGGUAACAGUAAGUGCUUCACGUGAUGAAGAUUUUUUACAGAUAGUCGUAAAAUCUUUUUUUUGAAAGCACUUGUGCUUGUUGGAAUGUCAUGGAUGUGAUUCUUCUUCUGGAAAGUGAAAUAUUUGGCUUUGAUUCAAGUAUUUAGUCAAAGAAAUCAAGUUAGAUGUAAAGAUAAACAUUUGUUGUGUUACUUAACAUGAUUUUUAUGUAACCAGAGUGAGAAAACGUCUUCCUCUGAGCAUGCAUGUCGAGGUGUCUGACUCAUUCUUACCAUCAUGAAGUUGGACCUCCUUCUCCAAACUCCUCUAUAAAGGCACCGGACUUCCUCCUCUUCAGAAGUCGCUCAAACAGCUGCGACUUUUUUAUUUUUUUCACUUUUGUGGUCUAUUUAUUUGUAUUUAUCAAAUAUUUCUAUUUAUUAUUUAUUUCCUGUCAUUUCCUUUACAAAAUGCUUUUGUUCCCGAAUACUCAGUUUUGUCUCUCUUUCUCCCUUUUCCUAAUCCUUCCACUUCCCUUUUCACUUUCGUUUUAUGUUCCUGAAUCCAAUCCACUGCUGUCGUUUAACAGUCAGGUCAGAGAGGUGCAUCUCUUUACAGAAAACCACAGACGUGGGAUGUUCCUGCAGAUAAACCUGGAUGGGAGAGUGAGUGGAAGUGAUGCCCAGACUGCUUUUAGUGUGCUGCAGCUGAAAUCAGUGAAACCAGGUCAUGCUGUCAUUAAGGGACAGUCGUCGUCUUUGUUUCUCUGCAUGGACAGUGGAGGACAUCUCAGAGGACAGAGCGUGUAUGAGGAGGCUGACUGCUCCUUCAGAGAGCUCCUGCUAGCUGAUGGAUACACCCGAUUCCUGAACUCGCAUCAUGGGAUUCCCAUCUCUCUGGCGUCCAGAAAUUCCAAGGAUCAACACUCGGUGCCUUUCACUCGAUUUCUCCCUCUCAGGAAUAUGUUACCAGUGGAGGGGAUCUCUGAGGAUCCAGUAAAUCAUCAGAGGGGCAUCAACGUGGAGUCAGACGACCUUUUUGGGAUGGGACUGAACACCGUCGUCAGUCCUCAGCUGUUAAUGGAAAAGUAAAAUGUGAAUUUGAUCGGAUGUUUCAACUAAUUGUCACUUUAAAUUUAUUUAGUUAGCAUCUAGUCUUUUUUUAUUCUCAACAUGUUUUGUGGUGUAAGUUAUUUAUUUAUUGGUGUUCUGAGUGUUUCUUAUUUAAGAUUUAUUUAAAUAUUAAGACAUUUUGGUUUUGCUUGGUAAAGUAAGAUAUUUAUUGUGUCUGUAUAAAACUGGAUGAUGUUGCAGGAGUUAUUUGGCACUGGUGGUUAGUUUGAUACACUGUAAAAACUAAAAUAUUGUUUUAACUGAAAUCAGUAAGAGGAAAAUGGUUUAUUUUAAAAUUAGAACUUGAAUAAACCCUUUUUGAUAAAUGACUUAUUUGUGUUGUUUGAAUCUUAAAACAUAUAUUCAGCAUGUGUUUUUAAUAACAUUUAUUAACAAACUGAAUUAAUAAUAAUAAUAAUAAUAAUAAUAAUAAUAAUAAUGUUUAUAAAUCAGAAUAUUAGGGAUGUAAGAAAAUACUGAUAUGGCAAUAUACCGUGAUAUUUUUCCUGUGAUAUGAUAUUGAUAUUCAAAAGCCGUGUAUCUAAUAUUGGAAAGAAUUUACAUGCAAACAUUGUGUAUUUUCUUUUUGUUUAGUGCAAUUCAAACACCGACC